Molecule: messenger RNA, 1209 nt
Organism: Panicum virgatum (switchgrass)
Lineage: Eukaryota; Viridiplantae; Streptophyta; Magnoliopsida; Poales; Poaceae
Exons: 2
Coding region: 220-564 (114 amino acids)
Source: RefSeq, a predicted model, not a curated record
CGCGCCGUUUUCUAAUACUAACCGACCGACGCGACCGCGCCGCGCGCACCAGCGGCCGGCCACCGGCUCCUCCUACGGGGGCCUGCACCCGCAGGCACCUCGCUUCCUUGGAUCACUCGCUCUCGCCAGCUGCGGCACACGCCUGCGCGCUCCUGUUUCUCUCCUUGCUCCGGCUCGCCAGGGCAUUGACUUUGCCGAGAGCGAGGUGCGUGGGUGGCGAUGGACGCGGCGGCGGGCGCGCCCACCACCGGCAUGCUGCCGCCGGACGCGUCCCCGCCGCCGUACCCGGGGCAGGCCUCGGCGUUCCCGAUCGCCAUCGGGUUCAUGGUCACCUCGCUCCUCCUCAUCAGCUACUACUUCCUCGUCGUCAGCUGCUGGCUCCGCGGCGGCGGCGGGCCCGGGUCCGGGCUGCUCCACCGCUCGCACCGCGGCGAGGACCUGGUGGAGCGCGUCUCCGCCGUCUUCUUCACCGACUACGAGGCCGAGCUGCCCGCCGGGCUCAACCCGGACCUCGUCGCCGCGCUGCCCGUCGUCAGGUGCACUCCCUCCAGCAUUAGCAGCUGAUGUUAUCCUCCAGUCGCUCCCUCCAAGUUAUGAGGGGUUCAUCAUGAAUUUUCAUAUGAAUAGCAUAUGAAUAGCAUGGACAAAACGCUGACUGAGUUGCAUGGGAUGCUAAAGACAGCUGAGGAAAGCAUCAAGAAAAGUUCCAAUCAUGUGAUGAUGGUUCAAAACGAUAAGGAUAAGAAGAGGAAGCGAUGGCCGUCUAAGGUGAAAGCUAAAGGAAAGGUUCCUGCAGCUGAGACCUCAAAGACUAAGCCUGCUGUGAAGGCCAAGUCUGGCCCCUCUCCUGAUGAUGAAUGGUUCCACUGCAAGGGUAAGGGGCAUUGGUCAAGAAAUUGCAAGAAGUACUUGGAAGAUAAGAAAAAGAAGGGAGGUUCGACUUCCGCUUCAGGGCCUAACAAGGAUUAGAAGAUUCGCAAGAGGCGAGCUGGACAUGCGAGUCGGCAAUGGAGCAAAGGUUGCUGUGUUGGCGGUCGGCACUUAUCACCUGUCGCUACCCUCGGGCUUAUUUUUGGAAUUAAAUAAUUGUUAUUGCAUUCCUGCUUUGAGUAAGAACAUUAUCUCUUCCUUAUGUUUGGAGGAAGUUGAUGGUUAUGAGGUUGUAAUAAAGAACAAACGUUGUUCUAUUUAUUAUAAUGGUUUGCUUUA